AUGUUUUUUGGGAUUCUUAACAUUGUUGUUAUUGUUUCGAUUGCACUUCCGAGUCUAGACUGUGUUCCUUUAAGCCUUAGAUCGAAAAGGAGAAUUUUCUCCAAUUUUACACAUUUCUUUAUACACUCAAAUUCUAACAAUUUUUACCCUAAAUUCCAUCGAUUUAACAAUUUUAACCCUCAAUUACAUCAAUUAAAUAGCUUUAAUAAGUUUGGUAAAUUAUUGGGGAGCAAUGAUGUAGAUUCUGAGGUACCAUAUGACUGUGGAGUUUAUGAGAAUAUUUGGCAAGACUAUUGGGAAACCAAUGAUUUGUACAAACCAAUUGAUCCUAAAUUAAACAAUAAUGUACCAUAUAAUCAAGAUAAUACAACACCUUACAGCACCUCCUCACCAACUACUACAUAUACACAUGAUACCUCUCAGAAUCCAGUUAGUAAUGAUAAAAAAUACUACAUCCUUAGUAUGAUCCCUUAUGUUUCAGGGAAAGGACUACAUGUGGGACAUUUACUAGGCUAUACAGUGGUGGAUGUGAUAGCUCGUUAUAAGAGGUUGCAGGGUUUUAAUGUUCUUAACCCUAUGGGCUAUGACAGUUUUGGGAUACCAACACAGCUUUACUCUAAGAAGCAAAAUUUAACCCCUGAAGAAGCUGUUGAACAGAAUGUUAAUAACUUCCGUCAACAGCUUAAGGCCAUGGGAUACUCGUUUGACUACUCUAGGGAACUGGUAACCUCGGAUGUUUCAUACUAUAAGUGGACUCAAUGGAUAUUCCAGCAAAUGUACCUUAAAAAUCUGGCCUACUUAGAUACGGACUAUGUAAAUUACUGUUCCGAGUUGGACAGUGAACUCUCUAACGAGGAGGUUGUUGACGGGAAAUCCGUUAGAGGCGGUUAUGACGUAUACAAGAAACUAAAAUCAAUGUGGAAACUAAGAAUUACACAAUAUGCUCAGAGGCUAUAUGACGACCUCAAGACUGUAGACUUUCCAGAACGAUUACUACACCUUCAACGAACUUGGAUUAACCCCCAAAAAGGUUUUCUCAUACCCUUCAAAUUGCUCAUAAAUGAUAACCACAGUCGUAUUAACUCAGUUGAUAGUGUAAACAACUCGGUUACUAAUUUGGAUAAUAAAGUGGGUGGAUUAAAAAAUGAGUGUAUAGCUUUUGUAGAUGAUAUUAAAAAGUUAGACGAGAUCAAGAGUAUAGAAAUGUCAGUAUUACAGGAGGAUAUAUUAAGUUACUGUAGUCCUGAAAGAGUUGAAUUAGUUAGAGAGCUACUAGAAGAGACUUUAAGAAAGUCAAAUCUACAGCUUUUAGAUCAGAGAAAUAGAAGGAAAGUGUUUAGUGGACUGUAUUUUACCAACCCUCACAACCUUCAACAAGUACCACUAUUCAUCACAAAUGCUGCAAUCAAUACUAAUCAACCCAUUAAUUCAAUUCUAAACUAUUCUUUCGAUAUCUGUAACAUAGCAAACACAAAUACAGUUUCCGAAACAACCGUUAACACAGUUGAUACAUCUGAAAACUAUAUUCCGACGGAAAAUACUUUAAGUAACUCUAGUACACAUGUGAAUAAAUAUUAUAAGGAGUAUGUAAAUUAUAAUAUGAAAGAUUGGGUAUUUAGUAGGAAUAGAGGUUGGGGAGAACCGAUACCAGUGGAUAGCUCUAGUGAUGAAUUGAAACCUCUUCCCGUAAAAUUAUCACCAUCAGUGGUUGAGACCAUGCCUCAGUGGGCUGGAAGUAGUUGGCAUUUCUUACGAUUUACAGACCCAAACAAUCAAUUUCAGCCAUUUAAUAAAUCACUGGCUUCUUACUGGUUGCCUGUAGAUUUAUACGUUGGUGGCAUUGAACAUGCAGUUUCUCACCUCCUUUAUAGCAGAUUCUGGAACAAAUUCCUCUUCGACAUUGGAGUUUCUCCAGUUUCCGAACCCUUUAGAAAGAUCCUAAUCCAUGGUAUAAUUAAAAGUGUUCGAUAUUUUAUUCCACAAAACACUCUUAACGCUUUGAAAUCUGAUUUAAAAGAUCAAAUUAUCAACUAUAACACUCCAUUGGAAGACUCACAAAGUGACUUAGAUCCUGAGAAUUUUGAGGUGCCUGACCACUUAGUAAUGAAGUAUAAAAAUAAGUAUGUAUUAAAGUCUGACAAGUCAAUACAAGUCCAAAUUCGCACAUGUAAGAUGUCGAAAUCUAGGGGAAACAUAGCUAGUCCUGAAGAAAUCAUACACCGUUUUGGUGCUGACGCCCUGAGACUCCACUUGCUAUUCCAAGGACCCGUUGAUAAGGACAGAAUUUGGUCAAUUCAAUCAAUUCAAGGCCCCUACAAGUUACUUAAAUCAAUCAACACAUUUGUUACGAACUUUUUCAAACAGCUUUUUACCCAGUCCUCAGUUAACACUAAUGUAGUAAACAAUAACACAUCGGACUCUAAUAUAGUACACCCUAGUGUAAAAAGUAAGUUGAAUGAGUUUAUAAAUGUUAUGACGUAUAACAUGGAGAAUUUUAAGUUGAAUAAGGUUUCUGAGUUUUUCACGUUUUUAAGGUUAAUGAAGCUUUGGGAUGAGGAAAAGAAGUUAACACUCAGGGUUGUAGAGAUCUUCCUAAUCACACUAAGCCCAUUUGCACCUCAUCUAGCUGAACAUUUAUGGUACACAAAACAUAGACUUAGUCAUGGAGAAGCAGAUGACGAAAUCUACAAACAAGACGCUGACAAAAAAUUCAGGAGUAUAACUUUGGAAAAAUGGCCACAAACUGUUAAUAUCUAGUCACAUUUA
Molecule: messenger RNA, 2766 nt
Organism: Theileria parva strain Muguga
Lineage: Eukaryota; Apicomplexa; Aconoidasida; Piroplasmida; Theileriidae
Gene: leuS
Product: tRNA synthetases class I (I L M and V) family protein
Exons: 1
Coding region: 1-2757 (918 amino acids)
Biological process (GO): leucyl-tRNA aminoacylation; mitochondrial translation
Cellular component (GO): mitochondrion
Molecular function (GO): ATP binding; leucine-tRNA ligase activity
Source: RefSeq, a predicted model, not a curated record